CCAGCAUGUUCCGACGCACCAUGGCCCACCCGGUCAUACGGCAGUUUAUCCUGCGCACUGCAGUGCUCAACUAUCUGGGCAAGAGCUUGAAGCAGCAGUGGAAUGACUUGCGCAAGCUGAGCGCCGUUCUCGGAAAGGCGGAGGAGAAUCAUAAGGGCGAGGCCCAGCAGAUGCUCUCCCAGCUAGUUGAGGUACUACGUUUGAAGACGGCUGCGUCGCAUCGUCUGCUGAAGCGCGAGUACGACGAACUGUUCACCUACAUGAUGGACAAGCGCGAUCUGUGGGACAGUCCGGAGUACUUCAAGGCCAAGGCGGCGCUGGGAAUGGCCAUCCACAACCUGCGGACGUGUGCACCCACCAAAACCAUGGACGAAGGCCAGCCGAGAGGGAGAGUUGUGAACGAUAGAUAG
Molecule: messenger RNA, 410 nt
Organism: Drosophila rhopaloa
Lineage: Eukaryota; Metazoa; Arthropoda; Insecta; Diptera; Drosophilidae
Exons: 1
Coding region: 6-410 (134 amino acids)
Source: RefSeq, a predicted model, not a curated record